Molecule: messenger RNA, 1202 nt
Organism: Erigeron canadensis
Lineage: Eukaryota; Viridiplantae; Streptophyta; Magnoliopsida; Asterales; Asteraceae
Product: probable proteasome inhibitor
Exons: 9
Coding region: 87-995 (302 amino acids)
Biological process (GO): proteasome-mediated ubiquitin-dependent protein catabolic process
Molecular function (GO): proteasome binding; endopeptidase inhibitor activity
Source: RefSeq, a predicted model, not a curated record
ACCGCCAUAACUUUCACAACAAGAAAUUAAUCCAUCCGUCCGUCUGAACUCUUUUCCGACCAUCAUUCGUGGUAUCUCAACUCGCAAUGGCAACCGAACAAUCAGUAUUAGCACUAAUUAGGGCUUCAAGACCUAAUUUCAAAAACCCUUGUGAUAAAAUCGCUUUUGCGAUUCACUCCGUUUUCCUUGCUGCCGGCUUCAACCUUCACGCCACCGGCCCUCCCGCUUUCGUCGACGACGCCCUUUCCGCUCCUUUUCCAGAUGAAGCAAGUAUUGAUGGAUGGAAUGAAGUUGAAGAUAAUUACGCCUUUGUUUACUCGACUCCCGACAAGGUUUCCAAGAAAGUGCUCGUAAAAUGUCUUGUGAUGAAUGAUCAGUUGUUUGUUGAUGCGUUAGCUGCCGGUUCUUCUGAUCCUGUUCACCUCCAACUCAAGAUUGAUGAUUUUGUUGGAGAAAGCGAUGACACCAAAUACAGUUCCCAGUUUCAGAACUUGGGCAAGCUUGUGGAUUGCGUUAACAAAGACAUUGUAACCAAAUUGACCGCUACUUCUAAGACAAGCACGUCCUGUACCACCACAAGUUCUGAACUGAAAGUAAAAGAUAAUGACAAUCAGCCUAGAAGUGGACCUUUCGGACUUGAAGAUCCUAGUCCCCCUUACCAUCCUUCAGGGGUAAUCAUGCCUCUAGUUUAUCCUAGUAUUGGCAGUGAUGUCUAUCCUCAACCUCCGGCAGGGAUGUACCCUUCAAGGGGUGGUCUUGGUGACGGUGGAAUGCUUGUUGGACCAAAUGAUCCCAGAUUUUUUGGUGGCGGUGUUGGUGGACCGGGUUUUCCAGGAGGACAGCCAGGUGUUCCUCCAGGUGCUCGCUUUGAUCCUUUUGGUCCACCAAAUGUUCCUGGCUUUGAGCCUGAGCGGUUUACCAGGAACCCACGCAGGCCACCUGGUGGAACCCAUCCAGAUCUCGAGCACUUUGGGAGUGGAUCAGAUUUCAUAUGAAAUGCAAGCAACUAAUAGUAUUCUGUUGUCUUUCAUCGCUUUUGAGAUGGUUCGUGUUUCCGUUGUUGGGGCUCUGUUAUACUUGAUGGUGCUUGUAAAUUUUGCUUUUUUUAUUCUGAUCAGUUGUCUGGCUAUUGGUAAAUAUAUAGUUGUAAUAACCUUGCUGUGAUUUUAUGGUAAUAACCUUUCUAGCGACAUUUUUAAGUA